Molecule: messenger RNA, 3474 nt
Organism: Sander lucioperca (pikeperch)
Lineage: Eukaryota; Metazoa; Chordata; Actinopteri; Perciformes; Percidae
Exons: 12
Coding region: 7-2529 (840 amino acids)
Molecular function (GO): protein binding
Source: RefSeq, a predicted model, not a curated record
CAGUCGAUGACAUCACUUCCUGUGUCUUUCCAUCCAGCUGUAGAUGUGACCCGCCUCCUCUCAACCUUCUGGGGGAAUCUAUCCAACACUCCCUCUCUGCUCCGGCCGCAGUGCACCAUGGGAUUUGCAGUCCUUUUCAUCUUCCUCCUCUCCCUGGCGAUGUCAUCAGUGCGUGCUGAAGAGGGCGGGGCCAAUCAAGGUGGCGCUGUGCUGUGUCCUCUGCAGUGUGUGUGUGAGACGAGGCCCUGGUACACUCCACAGUCUGUGUAUCAUCAGGCGAGGACGGUCGACUGCAACGAACUCCAUCUGCACCGAGUCCCAGCCAACGUUUCCUCCGACACACAGGUGCUGCUGCUGCAGAGUAACAACAUCUCCUCCAUCACGACCGAACUGCAGAGUCUGACCAACCUCACAGAACUGGACCUGUCCCAGAACCACUUCACACAGGUGAGCUCCAUGGGGCUGUCCUCUCUGGGCCGGCUGGUGACUCUGUACCUGGAGGAGAACCGUAUCGAGGAGCUGGAGGACUUCAGUCUGAGGAACCUGUCCAGUCUGGAGGAGCUCUACAUGAACCACAACCGUAUCUCCUCUAUCGGACCCAAAGCCUUCGCUGGACUCACCAACCUGCUGAGGCUCCACCUGAACUCCAACCGUCUGGUGGCCAUCGACAGCCGCUGGUUCGAGUCCCUGCCGUCAUUGGAGAUCCUGAUGAUCGGGGAGAACCCCAUCCUGGGUCUGGAGGAGAAGAACUUCCUGCCACUGUCGCGCCUCCACAGCCUGGUGCUGGCGGGCAUGGGUCUGGCCUCCGUCCCCUCUGCCGCCUUCCUGGGCCUCGACUACCUGGAGAGCCUCUCCUUCUACGACAACCGACUCAGGUCUGUACCGCGGGACGCUCUGAGCAUGCUCCCUAACCUGAAGUUCCUGGACCUGAACAGGAACCCGAUCAGCCGAGUCCAGCAGGGAGAUUUCCAGAACCUUCAGCACCUGGAGGAGCUCAGUCUGAACAACAUGGAGGAGCUGCUGAUGGUGGAGAGAGCCGCUUUCCAGAACCUUCCGGAAAUCGCUAAGCUGGAGAUCUGCAGCAACCCACGACUGUCUUACAUCGACCCACAAGCCUUCAGUGAGCUGUCCUCCCUGCGGACUCUCCUCCUCCACAGUAACCAGCUGAGCCUCCUCUCCUCCUCCCUCCUCUCCUCCCUCCCGUCCCUGGAGGAGGUGUCUCUCCACUCUAACCCCCUGCGAUGUGACUGUCUCUCCUCCUGGGGGCCUCACCUGGGAAACCAGUCGCACCUGAAGAUGCUGGACUCCUCCAUCACGCUAUGUUCCUCCCCGCCUCACCUGAUUGGCCGGGAGCUGCAGGAGGUGGUGGGGGCCGGAUGGGGCGGGGCCGACGGCGGCGGCGGGGGCGGGGGCGGAGCCAACAGCUGCCUGCCUCACAUCUCUCCUCACGCCUUCCCGCCCGCCAUGAACAUCAGCGCCGGGCAGCCAAUCACACUGGAGUGCUGGGCGGACGCUGACCCCGCCCCCCAGUUCUACUGGGUGACGCCCACUGGAGACAAGGUGAGCUCGGAGGCGGUGGCUGCACCAAUCAUAUCAGAGGAGGGGCGUGGCCUGAGCAGCAGGAGGAAGAAGAAGAAGCAUCGUGUGUCGGAGCCCGGAGCGCUGGUGAUCGAACACGCCGAGCCGUCAGACACAGGUGUGUAUACCUGCGUAGCCUGGAACAUGGAAGGCGCAGACACGAAGAGCGUCUCGGUGUUGGUGGAUUCCCAGGGGUCUGUGGGCUCGUGGUUGGGCGGGGGGAUCCGGUGGGGCGGUGAGCCCGACAGAGAGCGGCCAUGGCUGGGGAACUCGUCCAGCGCUGCAGCCUCUCUGGUCGUGCUGGCGAAGGUCGUGCGCGCCCAGUCGGUGGUGUUGGAGUGGAAGUUGUAUCCCAGCGGAGGAGCUUCGUCUGUGGGUCAGAACCAGCAGGACGGCCCCCUCCCUCUGACCCGGUGGACCAGCGCCACCGUGCACAUUGACAACCCUCAGAUCAGCUACACCGCCAAGGUCCCAGUAGAUGUCCAGGAGUAUAAUCUGACUCACCUCCUUCCUGCUACCGAGUACCACGUCUGCCUCACCGUCUACUCCUCUCUUCCCUCCCCCUCCUCCCCCAUCUCCCCCUCCCCCAUCUACACUUCCUGCCUGAACGUCACCACCAGGGAGGCGGGUUUCUCGGUGGAGCUAGUGGCCUCGCGGCGCAGCAGCGUGGCGCUCGCGGCCGUCAUGGGCUCCAUGUUCGCCCUGUCCAUCAUGGCACUGCUGGUGGUCUACAUGGGCCGCCGCGUGCAGCAGCACAAGUCCUGCGGGCACUCGCUGAAGAAGUACAUGCAGCACGCCACUGCCGCCAUCCCACUGAACGAGCUGUACCCGCCGCUCAUCACGCUGUGGGAGAGCGAGGCCGAGAAGGACAAGGAGGAGAGGGAGGCCGGGGAGGGCGGGGAGGAGGCGGGGGGGAGUCAGAUCGACACCACCAAGACGUACAUGUGGUAGCCGGAGGAAAACGACGGGAAGAAAAGAAAGACGUUGGAGGGUUUUAAGGAGGGACGGAGAGAAACUGGAUGAAAGUUACCAGCAAAGACAGAAACAGAUGCGGCUAUGGAAGCACAUUCCUGCCAAAAAAAAAGAUCCUGUUUGUUAUUAUUAUGAGAAACUUUAUUUAAAAGUAUUGACUUAGUUUCUCAAAAUAAUGACAUUUCUUUACAUAAUAACAAAAAUCUGUCACUCAAAACAGCAACAACGUAUCUCAAAAUAAUAAUGACUUAUUAUGUCAAAUUAAUGACUAAGUAACGGGAGGAGCAGCCCAGUCUCAUGGCAGUUCGUGAAAUGGUCACGUUUCUUAAACUGCGGGUCGAGGCCGGUUAUUGGGCCGCCGGCUGGUUUAAACAGGACGUCUGGCAGCUGAACUGUUUCUGCUCUUUUCCUUCCUUUCAUCCUCUCUUCUGUCCUCUUCCCUCCGUCUUGGAGCACACUGACAGUAACUGUACUGUUAGCAAAACAAACAUCUAAUUAUUGUAAUUUAGGUUAAUCAGAUGAACAUGAUCGCAGCACUAACACGCAGCCGUACGGAUUAUUUCACUUUAAAGGUCCCGCAUUCAAACCUGCUGGACAGGAACUUCAAACUAUACAGAGCUAAAGAAAAUAACCAACCAGUCCUCCAAAACCCAUUCGAGGAUAUUGGUCCUUUGUCCCCCUCCCCCCCAAUACGACACACAGGAGCAUUUUCAGUCCUCUUAGCUAAACCAGAGAAGGUAACCGUUAGCGUUAUGCAUUCACUUGAAAACUAAAAAGCCCUGUUUUGUACGAGUUAACUAUCUCGGAACGUAUUUGCUUCCAAGACAUUGAACACUCAAGUAGAAGUAGGCUCGCCUGAACAAAGCUUCACACAAGAGAGCUGUUUUCUGUUUUUUCUGAAUUUCUUUUUUUCCGAAUUUUUAU